Messenger RNA from Magnusiomyces paraingens, 1836 nucleotides. RefSeq lists its product as uncharacterized. The coding region runs from base 1 to 1836 and encodes 611 amino acids. Gene Ontology annotation, cellular component: Golgi apparatus. Gene Ontology annotation, molecular function: protein binding. The transcript has a single exon. The record is from RefSeq and is a predicted model, not a curated record. Gene Ontology annotation, biological process: Golgi organization. Lineage: Eukaryota; Fungi; Ascomycota; Dipodascomycetes; Dipodascales; Dipodascaceae.
AUGUUUGCAUUUGCGAAGCAGCUUGUCAAAAGUACCGCAGAAGGUAUCAUCAAUAAUGCUGGUGGUUCUUACGAAUCCACUCAAUAUGGAUACACAAACCCUCAUCCUGGAACUCACCAACAAGCCCAACGCGACCCUACCCACGGCUUCCGCGUCGUUCACGUCGCCUCCAAUUCCCCCGCAAGUGCUGCUGGCAUAGAAGCUUUGUUUGAUUUUAUUGUUGGAAUUAAUGGCCAUGAAAUUGUGGGAAUUUCAGACAAUUACAAUAACUUUGCAGAUUUCACUGGACCUGCUUCUCCAGUUUCACCCUAUUAUAACAACACCCAAUAUAAGCCUCAGAGCUUAUACCCAAACCAAGACAACUAUGGUUAUAAUAACCAGGACCCUAAUGGAUAUCCUCAAUACCCCCCUCAGGGUGUUGACCCAACUACUGCAAAUUCUCAAAACCCAUACCAGUCACAAUUACCAAAUCAACAAUUGCAACCUACACAAGCACAACCAACUAAUCCACGGACUCAUGGCCGACGCGCUUCAUCAAUCUCAUUUUCUUCUUCUCUUAUCAUUCCUCAGCUCAUCCCUCCUCAAUCUGAGCUGGCCCCAAUUGACCCAUUUGUUGCAGAAAUAUCCAACUGCAAAGGCCGUUCCAUCUCUUUGGACCUUUGGUCUUCCAAGGGCCACACCCGGCGAACAGUCAUUCUCCCUGUCCCAAGCACUCCAGCAGUCUCCACCACUAAUCUAGCUGAAAAGGCUUCACUUGAUGCGGAAUCUGAAACCCAAUCUCUCGGAAUUGGUUUGUCGUUGCAAUGGACACCACUUUCCGUAGCCGACCACGUUUGGCAUGUUCUUAAUGUGGCUCCAAACUCACCUGCAGAAUCUGCUGGACUAGUUUCUCAUUCAGACUACAUUGUGGGUGCUGAAGGUGGUCUUCUUGAACAAGGUGGUGAAGACUUGCUUGGUCGAGUUGUUUCGAAGCUUGUUUUAAACCACGUAAAUACCCGCAAGCAACAACAAAACCAACUCAACCAAAUCAUUGAAGAGUCUGAUAGAGCAGCAUCCGAAGCUGAAUCAAACGAAAGCCCACCCCUUACGGAAAGUUAUGAAGCUUCUUCAAUCGUCGACUCUCACACUGAGCUCGAGCUUUACGUCUACAACCAUGACUAUAACACUAUCAGACCGGUACGCAUUCGACCCAAUACCAUGUGGGGUGGCUCAGGCCUUCUCGGUUGUGGUGUUGGAUACGGCCUGCUCCACAGAUUACCUGCUGUCACCUCACUUGGUCUGUCUGCUGGCACUGACAAACAGCUGCCACCACCACCCCAAUCUGAGGCUCUAGGUGGACAAUAUGCCCCUACUGCUUCGCACGGCUAUACUUCUGGAUAUCCUACGGGAGUGCCACAAGUCCCUACAACAUUACCACCUGGUGGAACGCUAUUUGAUUCUGCGGCGCACGGUGCUUCGACCCCUGAGACUGGGCCUGUUGGCAAUUUCUUUGUGCCAGCCGAUGCGUCCGGUGUGCCGUCAGAAGUUCCUGUUAUCACUUCACCACCAAUUCCUGGACCAGUGGCACCUACAGUUCAGUCUCCGCCGCUACCAGCACUUCCUGGACUUGGCGGGGCCCCUGCUCCAAGUGCGUUUGCACGCAAGAAAAAGCACCACCACGGCGGCGCGGGCGCCCCGGCGGCCCAGGUGGAGGCCGAUCUGGCAGCAUACUUUGCUGAGGAAGAACAACGAAGUAAGGAGGUAGAAGGAACAUCAUCGAUUUCUCGAGGACUUGCAACUUCGCCUCCACCGCCACCUAUUGCCAACAGUAUGUCCCCGCCCCCACCGUCUGCUUAG